This is a messenger RNA of Leptonychotes weddellii (Weddell seal), 1127 nucleotides long. Lineage: Eukaryota; Metazoa; Chordata; Mammalia; Carnivora; Phocidae. The record is from RefSeq and is a predicted model, not a curated record.
UUCCCUCCGCCUCUGUGUCUCUGCAACAAGACCCUUUAUAAAGAGCAGACUUUCCAUUUCACUCCUCACUGAGCCUCCCUGGCUUUAGGGGCUAAAGUCUCUUCCAGGACACUUUCGGGUGGGACAGAAAGAAAGGUUUGGGGACUACUAUGUUCUCAUCACAGCAGCAACUAAAAGUGCCUAGGAAGAUGGUCGUGAUCUUUGGAGCCUCAAAUGUACUUUGGAUGAUGUUUGCAGUUUCUCAAGCUUUUAAAAUGGAGAUCUUCCCUGAAAACAGAGUUGUUGCUCAGAUUGGUGAUGUCAUUUCACUGACUUGCAGUACAACGGGCUGUGAGCCCCCAUCUUUCUCUUGGAGAACUCAAAUAGACAGUCCGCUGAAUGGGAAGGUGAGAAAUGAGGGGACCAAUUCCACGUUGACCAUGGAUCCUGUUAGUUUCAACAAUGAACAUGCUUACGUGUGCACAGCGACUUGUGGAUCUAAGAAACUGGAAAAAGGAAUUCAGGUGGAGAUUUAUUCUUUCCCUAAGGACCCAGAGAUCCAUCUGAGUAACCCCCUAGAACUGGAGAAGCCAGUCACUGUCACAUGUUUGGUCCCCGAUGUUUACCCAUUUGACAGGCUGGAGAUAAAUCUGCUGAAGGGCAAUGAUCUCCUAAAGAAUAAGGAAUUUCUAGAGCCUAUGGAGGGGAAGUCCCUGGAGACCAAGAGUUUGGAGGCAACCUUCAUUCCUACCAAAGAGGAUAUUGGGAAAGCUCUUGUUUGCCGAGCAAAAUUAAACAUUGAUGAAAUUGACUUUGAGCCCAAAGAAAGGGAGACUACAAAAAAACUACAAGUCUACAUCUCACCCAAGAACACAGUUAUCUCUGCAAACCCCUCCACGAGGCUGCAAGAAGGUGGUUCUGUGACAAUGACAUGUUCCAGUGAGGGUCUCCCAGCCCCACAGAUUUUCUGGAGCAAAAAAUUAGAUGAUGGGAAUCUACAGCUCCUUUCUGGGAACACAACUCUGACUUUAAUUGCUAUGAGGAUAGAAGAUUCUGGAAUUUAUGUGUGUGAAGGAGUCAAUCAGGUCGGGAAAGAUGGAAAAGAGGUGGAAUUAAUUGUUCAAGGUAAGUAGAUUGUGAGAAAGGAA